Drosophila biarmipes is the source of this 1223-nucleotide messenger RNA. RefSeq names its product ER lumen protein-retaining receptor (gene KdelR). Gene Ontology annotation, biological process: endoplasmic reticulum to Golgi vesicle-mediated transport; protein retention in ER lumen. Gene Ontology annotation, molecular function: ER lumen protein retrieval receptor activity. NCBI's taxonomy places the organism in Eukaryota, Metazoa, Arthropoda, Insecta, Diptera, Drosophilidae. Gene Ontology annotation, cellular component: cis-Golgi network; endoplasmic reticulum; membrane. Bases 249 to 887 code for a protein of 212 amino acids. The transcript has 2 exons. The record is from RefSeq and is a predicted model, not a curated record.
AAAUGUGUAAAGUCGGAGCCACGAACCACUGUUCACAUGCGGCCACGUCAUUUGAACUCUCUCGGUUCUCUCACUUAUGCUGACAUUCUGAGAAGUUUUUUGAGGAAGCGGCAAAGCCCUCCGUUUUUUACUCGUUGGCAAUUAGGCGAAAAGUAAUUUUGGUAACGGGUGCGUUCUGACACGCAGCAAAGAGGCGAACGGAAAAGGAAAAACACCAAACAACAGCCAAGUCGACGGAUAAGAUCAAGAUGAAUAUUUUCCGAUUUGCUGGGGACCUCUCGCAUGUGUUUGCCAUUAUCAUACUGCUGCUGAAGAUAUGGAAGACGCGCUCGUGCGCCGGCAUUUCGGGCAAGUCGCAGAUCCUGUUCGCAGUGGUCUACCUGACGCGCUACCUGGACCUAUUCACCACCUACGUGAGCCUGUACAACUCGGUGAUGAAGGUGCUCUUCUUGGCCACGUCCGGUGCCACGGUGUACCUGAUGUACGUCAAGUUUAAGGCCACCUACGACCACAACCACGACUCGUUCCGCAUCGAAUUCCUGCUGGUGCCGUGCGCCCUGCUCUCGCUGGUGAUCAACCAUGAGUUUACCGUCAUGGAGGUGCUCUGGACCUUCUCCAUCUACCUGGAAUCGGUGGCCAUCCUGCCGCAGCUCUUCCUGGUCAGCAGGACCGGCGAGGCCGAGUCCAUCACCAGCCACUACCUCUUCGCCCUGGGAUCGUACCGCGCCCUUUACUUGCUCAACUGGGUCUACCGGUACAUGGUCGAGUCGCACUACGACCUCAUCGCGAUCUUCGCCGGAGUCGUCCAGACCGUAUUGUACUGCGACUUCUUCUACUUAUACAUUACCAAAGUUCUUAAGGGCAAGAAGCUGCAGCUGCCGGCAUAAGUGCGUGAAUGUGGGCAUUUGAUUAUUGGUACACAUCAUCAAUCGAGGUCGAAGUAAACAACCGAAGAAUCCACGGGCCGUUUGACAACGCGUAUUUAGUUCAUAUUAUACAGAAGGUACAGAUAUCGAGAGGAGCGCUUAAGUUGUAAUUAUUUUAUGAGUAAUAAACCGAAAAUCGGAAGUCAAACUAUCUUGCAAUACCGACAGCGUACAUUGGAAAUGUAACAAAUGUAUUAAUCUCCGUUUUCCGUGCUGCACACACUCGGCCCUCUCAAAUUUUCAAAUCCAAAAAUAUUAAAACAGUACUCCAGUACGAGAUAACUUUAUAAUUAACAA